AUGGCUUCUUCACUUGGGCUACGCUGCUAUCACCACCACUACCACCACCAUUUUGGCGUUGCAGCAGCAGCAGCCUAUCCAAUUCGCAAAGCAAAAGCGGCAAAGCAAGUUCUGUGUUCUCUAAUACUGAAAUCUUCAAAGCCUUAUCACCAUGUCAGUAACAAUAAUCAUUGCUGUUACUAUAAUAGUAACAGUAUUGCUGCCAAAGAAAUUAGAAGCCCUGACUUGGUUGCUUUGGAGUAUGCUGACCUUAAUCUUUCUGAUAAAAUUUCUGGGGAAUUGGGUCAUGUAAGAAUCAGGCAACAUGUAAAUCCUUUGAGUUCCUCUUUCUCUGUGCCUGCACAAGUGCCUGAUUGGAAGGAAGUUUUCAGGGACCCAACGUUGCCACUCAUGGUUGAUAUUGGAAGUGGGAGUGGCAGAUUUCUCAUAUGGCUUGCAAAACGAAAUCCUGAUUCAGGAAACUAUUUGGGACUUGAAAUACGGCAGAAAUAUGGCUACUUGUUCUUAUCUGGUUAUGCUUUUAUCCCUUCGCAGCUGGUCAAGCGUGCUAAUUUUUGGGUAAAAGAGCUGGCUCUUUCUAACAUACAUUUCCUGUUCGCAAAUGCUACAAUUUCAUUUGAACAAUUGGUUCUCACAUAUCCUGGACCCUUAAUGCUAGUCUCAAUUUUGUGUCCAGACCCUCAUUUCAAGAAAAGGCAUCAUAAAAGAAGGGUUGUGCAGAAAGCAUUAGUAGAUUCCAUCAUCAGUCAUUUAGUUCCUGGAGGAAAGUCUGAUGUGCUUGAUGUGGCUCUGGACAUGAGAAACCAAUUUGAUGCAGAGUCGGAUGCACUUCAGCACAUUGAUGAACUUGACCUGAGUGUACUGUGUGAUGAUGAUGGAUGGCUACUGAACAAUCCAAUGGGAAUAAGGAGUGAAAGAGAAAUCCAUGCUGAAUUUGAAGGAGAAAAGGGAAUUGAGGGUUGGAAUGAUCUUGCGAUCAAGGAAGAUAUGACUGAUGCUAGUAAUGAAUCCUCAAAUGGAUAUAAGGUCUCAAGAUCAACAAAUCAGAGCAAGAAAUCAAUGACAGUCAACACCACCGCUAGCAACAUAAGGAUCCUCUUCUGUCUUACAAGAGCAGUUGAAAUGAAAUCAAGUUUACAAGAACGAUUGUAG
Molecule: messenger RNA, 1152 nt
Organism: Dovyalis caffra
Lineage: Eukaryota; Viridiplantae; Streptophyta; Magnoliopsida; Malpighiales; Salicaceae
Source: the annotation of a GenBank genome assembly